AUGAGAGAGAAGAGGAGAGAGAAGAGGCGUUUGGAUGAACUUCUGGAGAAUUAUCUUGAAGAUAAUUGCUGGGCUGCAUCUUCGAGGGAAAUUGAAUGCAAUUCAUUGAAUGUGGUUUUUGCUGAUUUUGUGACUACUAUUGGUUUUACUAACAGCAAAUCUGACAACUCUUUGUUCAUUUAUCACCAUGGUCAUGACAUUGCAUAUUUAUUGUCGCAUGUUAAUGACAUUGUGCUAAAAGCUUCUACAAAGCCUCUUCGUCACCAAAUCAUCUCCCGGCUCAGUUUUGAAUUUGCCAUGAAAGAUUUGGGAAACCUGAGUUAUUUCUUAGGUAUUGCAGUGACUCGUGACAAGAAUGGCUUAUCAUUGUCUCAGAAAAAGUAUGCGAAGGAAAUUCUAGAGAAUAUAGGCAUGGCUAACUGCAAUUCUUCUCCCACUCCGAUUGAUUCUAAAGGGAAAAUGAGCACAGACUCCGGUGAUCUAUAUGUGGAUCUGACCAUGUAUCGUCGAUUGUGUGGUGCUCUGCAAUACCACACCUUCAUUCGACCUGAGGUAUCCUAUGCGGUUCAACAUGUAUGUUUAUUUAUGCAUUCUCCCAGAGUUGCUCUUAUGGAUGCUCUAAAACGCAUUCUGCGUUAUAUUCAAGGUAUGACUGUUUUUGGCUUACGCUUAUAUAAAUCAUCUAUCACCUCUAUCUUGUCUUACACGGAUGUCGACUGGGCUAGCUACCCUGACAUUCGUCAUUCCACAUCCGGUUACUGUGUUUUUCUUGGUGAUAAUUUGAUUUCAUGGUCCUCAAAACAACAACCUACUUUGUCAAAGUCUAGUGCGGAAGCAGAAUACAGAGGGGUUGCUAAUGUUGUCUCUGAGUCAUGUUGGAUUCGGAAUUUAUUAUUAAAGCUACAUUGUCUGGUCUCUAAAGCUACAUUGGUUUAUUGUGACAAUGUGAGUGCUACAUAUCUCUCGGGCAAUCCUGUUCAACAUCAACGAACAAACAAAAUACAUUGA
Chenopodium quinoa (quinoa) is the source of this 1008-nucleotide messenger RNA. RefSeq lists its product as uncharacterized. The transcript is spliced from 2 exons. NCBI's taxonomy places the organism in Eukaryota, Viridiplantae, Streptophyta, Magnoliopsida, Caryophyllales, Amaranthaceae. Bases 1 to 1008 code for a protein of 335 amino acids. The record is from RefSeq and is a predicted model, not a curated record.